This is a messenger RNA of Schistocerca piceifrons (Central American locust), 3237 nucleotides long. It is a transcript of the gene Ekar, whose product is annotated as glutamate receptor ionotropic, kainate 2. Gene Ontology annotation, cellular component: postsynaptic membrane; plasma membrane. The record is from RefSeq and is a predicted model, not a curated record. The transcript has 18 exons. The coding region runs from base 1 to 3237 and encodes 1078 amino acids. Gene Ontology annotation, molecular function: glutamate-gated receptor activity. NCBI's taxonomy places the organism in Eukaryota, Metazoa, Arthropoda, Insecta, Orthoptera, Acrididae.
AUGUUUAUUUAUAUUAUUGUUACAGGUGCUGUAUUUACACAAGAUCAAAAAGACAGUAGCACAGAACUGGCAUUCAAGUAUGCAGUGUAUCGCAUCAACAAAGACAAACAUUUGCUGCCGAAAACCACGCUCAAGUACGACAUCAAAUACGUUCCAAAAGACGACAGCUUCCACGCAUCAAAGAAAGCUUGCCAGCAGGUGAGGUUCGGCGUCCAGGCGGUGUUCGGGCCGUCGGACCCGCUGCUGGGCGCACACAUCCACUCCAUCUGCGACGCGCUCGACAUCCCCCACCUGGAGGCGCGCCUCGACCUCGACACCGAGUACAAAGAGUUCUCCAUCAACCUCUACCCCUCGCAGUCGCUGCUCAACAAUGCUUUCCAGGACGUCAUGGCCUUCCUCAACUGGACGCGAGUCGCCAUCGUCUACGAAGAAGAUUACGGCCUGAUCAAGCUGCGAGAGCUGGUGCGAGCGCCCACCAACCGCGACGUCGAGAUCCACCUGCGCCAGGCCGACCCGGACACCUACCGCUCCGUGCUCAAGGAGAUCAAGAGCAAGGAGAUCCACAACCUGGUCGUCGACACCAAGCCCGAGCACAUGCACCACUUCCUCAGAGGCAUACUACAACUGCAGAUGAACGACUACAAAUACCAUUACCUCUUCACAACUUUUGAUAUCGAGACGUUUGACUUGGAAGAUUUUAAAUAUAAUUUCGUUAACAUGACAGCGUUCCGAAUAGUGGACGCUGAGGACGUCGGCGUGAAAGAGAUACUGAAGGACAUGGAACGCUUCCAGCCUGUAGGUCAUAGCAUUUUAAACAGGUCAAAUAUUAUUCAGGCGGAGCCGGCGCUGAUGUACGACUCGGUGUACGUGUUCGCCAUCGGUCUGCAGACGUUGGACCAGAGCCACACCCUGCGGCUGUCCAACGUCUCCUGCGAGGAGGAGGUGCCAUGGGACGGCGGCCUCAGCCUCAUCAACUACAUUAACUCGGUGGAGCUGAAAGGGCUCAGCGGGCCGAUCGAGUUCAAAGAAGGGCGGCGCAUCCAGUUCAAGCUGGACCUGCUGAAGCUGAAGCAGCACGCGCUCGUCAAGGUCGGCGAGUGGAGCCCCGGCUCCGGGGUCAACAUCACCGACCGCGCCGCCUUCUUCGACCCGGGCACCAUGAACGUCACUCUGGUCGUCAUCACAAUACUGGAGAUCCCGUACGUGAUGAUGCACUACGGCAAGAACUACACGGGGAACGAUCGUUUCUACGGAUUCUGCGUGGACCUGUUGGAGCGCAUCGCUCGCGACGUGGGCUUCGACUACAUCCUGGAUCUGGUGCCUGAUCGCAAGUACGGCGCCCAGGAUCCCAUCACUGGCGAGUGGAACGGCAUGGUGCUGCACCUCAUGAAGCACGAGACCCCGUACGUGAUGCUGCGGCCGCAGCCCAACCUGACGGGGAACGCGCGCUACGAGGGCUUCUGCAUCGACCUGCUGCGAGAGAUCGCCGCCAUGGUCGGCUUCGAGUACCGCAUCGAGCUGGUGCCGGACGGCAAGUACGGCGUCUACGACCUGGAGACGGGCGAGUGGAACGGCAUCGUGCGCCAGCUCAUGGACAAGAAAGCAGAUCUGGCAGUUGGCUCGAUGACCAUCAACUACGCCAGGGAAAGCGUCAUAGACUUCACGAAGCCGUUCAUGAACCUUGGCAUCAGCAUCCUUUUCAAGGUGCCGACGGACAAGGAGUCGACGUUCUUCACGUUCCUGGACCCGCUGGCGCUGGACAUCUGGUGCCUGGUGGUGGGGGCGUUCCUGCUCGCCUGCCUGUCGCUGUUCGCGCUCGCCCGCUUCUCGCCCUACGAGUGGCGCAACCCGCGGCCGUGGCGCACCCCCGACUUCCUCGUCAACCAGUUCUCGCUCUCCAACAGCCUCUGGUUCGUCACGGGAACUCUGCUGCGACAGGGCUCCGGAGUCAACCCCAAGGUCCCCACGAGCGCGCCGACGCGCCUCUUCUCGUUCAUGAACCCGCUGGCCGUCGAGAUCUGGCUGUACGUGCUGGCCGCCUACGUUCUCGUCUCCAUCACCAUGUUCGUGGUGGCCCGGUUCUCGCCCUACGAGUGGCACAACCCGCACCCCUGCGACACGGAGAACGACCUCAUCGAGAACCAGUUCUCGCUCGCCAACAGCUUCUGGUUCACCAUCGGCACUCUCAUGCAGCAGGGCUCCGAUCUCAACCCCAAGGCCACAUCGACGCGCAUCGUGGGCGGCAUCUGGUGGUUCUUCACGCUGAUCAUCAUCUCGUCGUACACGGCCAACCUGGCUGCCUUCCUCACCGUGGAGAGGAUGAUCACGCCUAUUGAGAACGCCGAGGACCUGGCGGGGCAGACGGACAUAUCCUACGGCACGCUGGACAGCGGUUCCACCAUGACGUUCUUCAGGGAUUCGAUGAUCGAAACGUACAAGAAAAUGUGGCGCUUCAUGGAGAACAAGAAGCCGUCGGUGUUCGUCUCGACGUACGAGGAAGGUAUCCAGCGUGUGCUGGAGGGGAACUACGCCUUCCUCAUGGAGUCCACUAUGCUGGACUACAUCGUACAGAGGGACUGCAACCUCACGCAGAUCGGCGGCCUCCUGGAUUCCAAGGGCUACGGCAUCGCCACGCCGAUGGGGUCUCCAUGGCGCGACAAAAUUUCGCUGGCCAUCUUGGAGCUACAGGAGAAGGGUGAGAUUCAGAUCCUGUACGACAAGUGGUGGAAGAACCCAGGAGACACGUGCACUCGCACCGAGAAGGGCAAGGAGUCCAAGGCGAACGCACUUGGUGUCGACAACAUAGGUGGCGUCUUCGUAGUUCUGCUGUGUGGUCUCGCCAUCGCUGUAAUCGUAGCGAUAUUCGAGUUCUGCUACAACUCCAAGAGAAACACGCAGUCAGAACUGCGCGCGACGCCGGCGCCGCACCAGUCGCUGUGCGCCGAGAUGGCGGAGGAGCUGUGCUUCGCGCUGCGCUGCCGCGGCUCGCGCCAGCGGCCGGCGCUCAAGCGCCAGUGCUCCAAGUGCGCCCCCGCCGCCUCGGGCGCGCCCUACGUCCCCGCCGUGCUCGACCUGCCGCCGGCCAACGGCCUGCGCUCGCACCGCGGCAGCCUGGGCGUCCCGAUCGAGCUGCCGCUGCACCUACAGCACCGGCACAGCCACGCCCACAACCACAACCACGGGCACGUGCACAGCCACAGCCACGGGCACCACGCGGCCGACUACGACCCCCCCUAG